Messenger RNA from Athalia rosae (coleseed sawfly), 5353 nucleotides. RefSeq names its product cAMP-dependent protein kinase type II regulatory subunit (gene Pka-R2). Gene Ontology annotation, cellular component: cAMP-dependent protein kinase complex. Gene Ontology annotation, biological process: regulation of protein phosphorylation. NCBI's taxonomy places the organism in Eukaryota, Metazoa, Arthropoda, Insecta, Hymenoptera, Athaliidae. The transcript has 9 exons. The record is from RefSeq and is a predicted model, not a curated record. Gene Ontology annotation, molecular function: cAMP-dependent protein kinase regulator activity. Bases 842 to 1864 code for a protein of 340 amino acids.
ACGCUCAAAGGUUGGAGGAGUCAUCUCGCGGGCUCUAGUCACUCGGUGGUAGUCACUCCACCACUCGUCCCAUGAACAAGAGCGGAGGCGGCUGACGAGAGUCGGGAGCGAAACGGGAUAUUCGUUGUCAGUGAGAGGGAAGAAUAAAAUACGCGGAGGGGGGCUGUACCGUUGACGCGAAGGAAUACGACGAUAUUUCACCCCGAGCCGACGACAGUGUCGUAAUGAUAUAAUCGUUGAUCGUUCUUUUUUACCCCCGUCGGCCGUUUGUCGAGGAUAAAUAUACCGAUAUUAUCCUACGAAAAUUGUACGUAGCGUAUAAGGAAAUUAUUGCGAGAGAUUUUUUUCCGAGCACCUGUAGGUCUUGCGUAUACCUUACGUAAUAAUAUACCUCAAGUACCGGACGAUCGUCUUCUUUGUCGCUUUGAGUGUACCUCGACGACGAUGAUUUUCAUGAAUUUGGCAUGAAUCGGUCGACGGUGGAACGCGGGUGCAGUGCUACCGAGGGUAGUCGUAGGUCAGUUAGAGACCGCGGACGCGGAUAUAUCGCGUGUGAAUAAAAAUACGACGACGACGACGACGACGACGACGAUCGGGACGAAUGACGAUAACGAUACGGAGUAAUCGAUCGAAGUUAUUUUCAUAUCGUGCAAUAUUCGAGGAAAAUUAAAUUACAGUGAUUGGUGCGCGCGCGGUGGUGGUGGUGAAAUAUUUGGAUCGAUCUUUUUCUUCUUUUGGUUCUUUUUUUUCGCCAUUUUGUUUCCUUUCGCGGUUGUUGGUUUUUUUUUUUUUGCUUCUCCCCUCGACCGAUUCUUUACUUUACCGAUACAAACAAAUUAGGAUGAUCGCCGCUGCUUCGGGUGGCAAACAAGUCAGUCUACGUGCCUGGGAAUACGACGACGAUGAGCCACCGGUCGCGAGGUUCGCCACUAGAAGGAAGAGCGUUUUCGCCGAGACUUACAACCCCGAGGAUGACGAGGACGAGGAAGGGAUCAAGAUGGUGCAUCCAAAGAGCGACCAGCAACGGCUCAGGCUGGGGGAAAGCGUCAAGACAAUUCUCUUGUUUCGUGCCCUCGACAAAGAACAAAUGGCCGACGUUUUGGACGCGAUGUUUGAAAAGGCCGUGGAACCCGGGGAAUUCAUUAUACGACAAGGGGACGACGGUGAUAAUUUCUACGUUAUUGAGAGGGGGAAAUUCGAGGUUUACGUAAAGGACCCAACGGGGGAUGAUCUUCUGAUCCACACGUACGAGAAUAGCGGUGCUUUCGGAGAACUGGCACUACUUUACAACAUGCCGAGAGCCGCUACCAUCAAGGCAAUUUCACCGGGUACGUUGUGGGCGAUGGACAGACAGACCUUUCGUCGCAUUCUUCUUAAAUCUGCGUAUAAAAAACGCAAGAUGUACGAGGACCUCAUCAAUAAAGUCCCCAUGCUUAAGUCUCUGGAGAACUACGAGCGUAUGAAUCUGGCCGACGCUCUGGCGCCGAAGCACUUCUCGGACGGCGAGAGAAUCAUCAAACAGGGUGACAUUGCGGACGGAAUGUAUUUCGUAGAAGACGGUCUAGUCAAGAUUACGAUACUAGGGGAUAACGGCAGGGAAAUUGAGGGUAUUCCCACGAAUGUCAUCGAGAUCAACCGCGUACCUGCCGGUGGUUAUUUAGGGGAAUUGGCCCUUGUCACACACAAACCACGUGCAGCAUCAGCAUACGCGGUAGGAAACGUCAAGCUAGCGUUUCUGGACGUUGAGGCUUUUGAGCGUCUGUUGGGUCCCUGCAUGGAACUGAUGAAACGUAACAUCGAGGACUACGAGGAUCAGCUGGUAAAGAUAUUUGGCAGUAAAACUAAUAUCUCCGAUGUUCGAUGAACACCCUCAACUUGUCACAACAAAAACAACAAAAAAAAAAAAAAAAAUCAAAUUAAAGUAAAGAAAACAAAACAACAGAAAAUUACAAAAAAAAAAAUAACAAACAUCUAUUCAUCGACAUGCUUAAAUAUUAGACAUUGACGCGCAAGGGUGGCUUACUCUUGAAAAUCAUCGACGAUACAAUUUCUACCAUUGGCUUGCAGAGAUUGUAAACCCUCGUUGCUCGACUUUGUUUUCCGCACAAAGUAGACCGGUCUGUGGCACCGUCAGCUAUCUUUUUAUUUAUUAUUUUAACCCAUUGUUUAGGUAGUUUGUUAAGUUCGUGUUCAUCUGCAUAAUUCGUUUGCACCCUCCGAUACGAUCACAGUCUGCUUGAAGCCAGUGUUAGAAUAACACAAUACGAAAUACCAAUCACACAAGAGUAAGUCAAAGAAAUCCUAUUUUUCACGUUACUAAAUAUUACGUAAUAGCUAUUGUCUGUUGAUCUGUUGUAGCGUAACUAACUCUCUAAAAUUUCAUCGGUUUAUGUAAUUGUCAAUUUUUUGUUCCAAGCAUCGAACUUGCGAUGGUUGCAAAGCGAAAAAAUCUAGUGAUGGUAGUAAGAAAUAUGGGAAUUUGCGUGGAAUUAGAAUAUCAAAAUCUAAAUCUAGCAAGUUAUAUUGAACUAGGUAAUUUUUCAUUAUUUCGUUUCAUAAAAAAUUCAUCCGAUACAAGCAAGUAAGAUCUUAUCCUUAUUCCUCAAAGUCAAACGUCGUGUAACGAAAAACAUGAACAGUAUUUUAACGAAAAAUCUCGAUUAUCGAUCUGAACGGUUUUAAACUAUAAUUACUUUUGCUCGUUAUCAUAGCUUAUCGAAUAUUUCACGGUCGUGCGAUUGCGUUAAAAAAACGAAAACAACCAACCGCGAGUGUGGAAGAAGUCGCAAACGAAUUGCAAUAUUUUCAAGCUUUUCUUGCGUACGAAUUACGAACAGCAUUUGUGUUCCUAAGCGGAUUUGUGAUCCUUAUUUUUUGGAUUCUUUUUUAAAUUCUAUCGACAAGCUUGCGUGUAGUACGAGUACGAGAUUCUCAUCGCUUGAUAUCAUCAACUAACCGUUGGCGUUCUGUCGAAUGAACAAACAAUAUUUAAGUAAUAACUAUAUGUAAUAUGUAAGCAACACAUACCUGUGUAAGUUCUUAUACUCUGUCCAAGUAAAGAUAUGUAACUGUAUGUAUAAGCGAAUGAGCUUAUUAUACCGAAGAAAAAAUUCUGCUGGUGGAAUAGAUAAUACAUAUUUACCUUUUACGUAUAAUUUAUUAACACAAGAAGAGUAGAGAUUUAAGGAAAGAUAUAUAUCGUAUCAUGUCAUUGCGAGAUUAUCAUCGACCGUCGCAUAACCGAUAACGAUUAGGUGUAGGCGAUCGAUACUAUUUCGAAUAAAUCAAAGCCGCCCGGUACGGUGCGAGUAUUUUUUGGAUAUCUGUAACGUUUACAAUUGUCCAAUGUUGGAGUUGCGAUUAUAAAAAAGAAGAAAAAAGAAAAAAAGAACCAACAACGGUCGUGAUCGAUUGAUUUACGUUGCUGAUCCUGCUCGAUAUAUUUUUGAAAAAGAUAAACAAAUAAAUAAACAGACGUUAAUAACCAACGCACAGACUUAAACAGCUGCGGUGACAAUCUGAAAUAAUAACUCACUGCCAACGGAGAGCUAGUAAUACUUGAAUAGCAGUCGAAGCGAUGGUUGACCAUAAUGCUGCAAUGUCAUGGCUUUGAAUAAAACUGUUAUAGAACCAAUUAUUUGAGAGAAGGGAGAUCACCUACUCCCAAUUACUGUAGUCAGAAGACUGUAAAAGGCAUAGAAGCAGCAAUAGCUAAGGCGACCAUGACGAUGAUGUACUGCUUUUUCUUUAUGGAAAUAAAGGUGAACGGAGGUUUAAGAAAAAUAACAACAACAAAAAGACAAACAAUAACGUAUGUAAUGUUCAGAGGUAUGAUAAAUCGAACAUUGAGCACAAAGUAAAGUUGUUCAAGGAUUACAAAGCACACACAGCGUACACGCGGAGACAAAUAUAGCCACUAAUAUCGUUCAAAUGAGAAUCCACGCUACGCCAGGAAGUGAAAGUGUAGGCAUUUCCAUUCAGAUAUGUACAUCAGGUAACGAAUACCCCUGGCGACUAAAAUGAAAAAAUUAUGGAACUAGAGAAAAAGUAAUAACGUACCUAAUUAACGUAAAUGUCGUCCAAUCGCACAUACAUAUGUACACUUAUCAUGCACACGUGUAUGCCUACACAUAUACUAUACAUCCAUACACACAUACAUAAAGCUGCCUCAGUUACUGUGAUUAGCCAGAAUUACAUGAUCCUAACACUUGCUAAGUCAAAUAUAUGUUAAAAUAUUUAUCUAACUAGCUAUACGCUGACGUCAUUUGAUCGUACCCUUCGAUAUUCUUCUCAUGCUACUAUAAAUCAUUACUCCCUAUGCCACCUGUAUUACUGCACAAGUACUUAACAAAACAAAGAAAAAAAAUGAUUAAAAAUAAACAAAAUGCGAAGUUCUAUGAAGUAGACGAUAAAAUCUAUAGUAACAUAUAGAGCAUUAUAAUAGUAGAGACAACGCAUCGCUAUCUCGGCUCGAUUACAGCUGGCCUGAUCGGGUGCUAUGACAAAGCACAAGCUCGUUCCGCACAGCAGUUUCACGAGUAGUAAUCAUUACCACCGACAUUAUUAAUAUAUCAUAUACCUACCUGAAAUACAUGUUAAGUUUAUAGAUCUGGUAUAUAAUAAUAAUAAGAAUAAGUAUAAGAAUUAACUAUAUAUACAAACAUACAUGUAUGAGAGAUAUCAUAACAGUAUCGUUGUGGCGUAAAAAUGUCUGUAUGGAAAUGUCUCAAAUCAUACGCAUAGUUAUACUUAAACUUAUAUGUAUAAAACGUAUACAUGUAGGUGUAUAUAGGUGUGUAUAUAUGUAUAUACUAUACAUAUAUAUAUACAUACCCCCAAAAACAGUAUCACAUAUGUAAGUAUAUAAAUCUCUUGGGUUGCCAUAAUAUCAUUAUCAUUAUUAUCAUUAUUAUUAUUAUUAUUGGUUAUUAUCCAAAUAUUUAUUGAAUGAUAUAUUAAUAGGUAUAUUGAUAAGAAUGAUAAAGUUAAAGAAAUCACUAUUGAAGGGAAAAAAACAAGCAGCUGCUAGGGUAUGGUUUUCACCACACUUAUUGUCAGUGUAAUCUUCUUUUAUCUUUUGGUCAUGAUGAAAUAGAACAUAUUAUUUGUUUUUUGAUUUUUCACUUUAUGUCAAAGUUUAAUUAUCGUUUAUGGCUAAUUUUCACAUUGAUUGUUAUAAUUUUACUGGUUUGCAGUCGUAAAAAAAGUUACAAAUUGAAACGUCUUUCCGAGUUUUUCUUUUUAUUUCUUGCUAAUAGCUGGUGAUAACCAUAUGCUUUAAGCGAGCAAUAAUUAUUAGCUUACAUAACAUAGAUAGUGUAAAAAAAAAAUAAUAAUUAAUAUAAUAAAUGUA